UGAAAAUAUGCGGAAUUCCAUCAUGAAAAGGCUAGACAUAAAUCUAUAUACUAAAUACGAACUAGGUCCCAGUUCGAUAGAAAUAAUGAAUCAUAAAAAAAAAUAGAGUUUAGAGUUCGGGUUCGAUUUCUGUAGAUAAUAUAGAAAGUAUUGUCUAGAAUGAUAGGCAAAUAAAAGACUUUCUCAGGAUUUUUGGUCAUCCAUUUAUUUGAUAUUUUGAAAAUAGGUGGGUUGAAUUUGAUUCGUUUGGAUGGUACCAACAAAAUGGAUUGCUAACUCCUAUUUCUUAUUUAAUUAAUCGAUCAACUUGCUAUCGGACAUUUUUUUUUUUGGAUUCGAUAAUUUUCAUUUUCGCAAAAAAUUUCGACAUAUUUUAACUAUAAUAUUAUGACAAUCAAUCCUACUACUUCUGGUUCUGGGGUUUCCACGCUUGAAAAAAAAAACCUGGGGCGUAUCGCUCAAAUUAUUGGUCCGGUCCUGGACGUAGCUUUUCCUCCAGGCAAGAUGCCCAAUAUUUACAAUGCUCUAGUAGUUAAGGGUCGAGAUACUAGUGGUCAACCAAUUAAUGUGACUUGUGAGGUACAACAGUUAUUAGGAAAUAAUCGAGUUAGGGCUGUAGCUAUGAGUGCUACAGAUGGUCUAACACGAGGAAUGGAAGUUAUUGACACAGGAGCUCCUUUAAGCGUUCCAGUCGGCGGCACGACUCUCGGACGAAUUUUUAACGUGCUUGGGGAACCUGUUGAUAAUUUAGGUCCCGUAGACACCAGCACAACAUCUCCUAUUCAUAGAUCUGCGCCCGCCUUUACACAGUUAGAUACAAAAUUGUCUAUUUUUGAAACCGGAAUUAAAGUGGUAGAUCUUUUAGCUCCUUAUCGCCGUGGAGGAAAAAUAGGACUGUUUGGGGGAGCAGGAGUGGGUAAAACAGUACUCAUUAUGGAAUUGAUCAACAACAUUGCAAAAGCUCAUGGGGGCGUAUCCGUAUUUGGCGGAGUAGGUGAACGUACUCGUGAAGGAAAUGAUCUUUACAUGGAAAUGAAAGAAUCCGGAGUUAUCAAUGAACAAAAUAUUGCAGAGUCAAAAGUGGCUUUAGUCUAUGGUCAAAUGAAUGAACCGCCGGGGGCACGUAUGAGAGUUGGGUUAACUGCCCUAACUAUGGCGGAAUAUUUCCGAGAUGUUAAUGAGCAAGACGUACUUUUAUUUAUCGACAAUAUCUUCCGUUUCGUCCAAGCAGGAUCUGAAGUAUCUGCCUUAUUGGGUAGAAUGCCUUCCGCUGUGGGCUAUCAACCUACUCUUAGUACCGAAAUGGGCUCGUUACAGGAAAGAAUUACUUCUACAAAAGAAGGGUCCAUAACUUCGAUUCAAGCAGUUUAUGUACCUGCAGACGAUUUGACCGACCCCGCUCCUGCCACGACAUUUGCACAUUUAGAUGCUACUACCGUACUAUCAAGAGGAUUGGCGGCCAAAGGGAUCUAUCCAGCGGUGGAUCCGUUAGAUUCAACGUCAACUAUGCUCCAACCUAGGAUCGUUGGCGAGGAACAUUAUGAAACUGCGCAAAGAGUUAAGCAAACCUUACAACGUUACAAAGAACUUCAAGAUAUUAUCGCUAUCCUUGGAUUGGACGAAUUAUCUGAAGAAGAUCGUUUAACUGUAGCAAGAGCACGAAAAAUUGAGCGUUUCUUAUCACAACCCUUUUUCGUAGCAGAAGUAUUUACAGGCUCUCCAGGAAAAUAUGUUGGCCUAGCAGAAACAAUUAGAGGAUUUCAAUUAAUUCUUUCCGGAGAAUUAGAUGGUCUUCCCGAACAAGCCUUUUAUUUGGUAGGUAACAUCGAUGAAGCUACCACGAAAGCUAUAAACUUAGAAAUGGAGAAAGUAAAAGCAAUCAUUUUAUCUACUAAUAGUGGCCAAAUCGGCGUAUUAAAAGACCAUGCCGCUACUGCGACAGCCGUAGAUAUAGGUGUUUUAAGAAUGUUAGGCCUUGACGACCAAUGGUCAACAAUGGCUCUGAUGGGCGGUUUUGCUAGAAUAAGCAAUAAUCAGAUUACUAUUUUAGUAAAUGAUGCUGAGAAGGGUAGUGACAUUGAUCCACAAGAAGCUCAGGAAACUCUUGAAAUAGCAGAAGCUAACUUGAAGAAGGCGGAAGGAAAGAGACAAUUAAUUGAAGCAAAUCUAGCUCUCAGACGAGCUAGGACACGAGUAGAGGCUCGCAAUACAAUUUCGUAAGCUGUUGGUGCGUCCGAAUAAUCAAAAGAAGUUCCCUUGUCGGUAGAAUCUAUAUAUAGAAUGCAACAAAAAAAAAAAAAGAAAUAGAAAAAUUUAUUAGAUACCCCGAAUCGAGGGUAUCUAAUAAGUUUUACCUACUAUUGGAUUUGAACCAAUGACUCCCGCCGUAUGAAAGCAGUACUCUAACCGCUGAGUUAAGUAGGUCUUUUAUCAUUCCAAAGAGGACUAAAUAUAACUAUCAGAUAGAUAGAUUAUAAAUCCAAUAUUGCUUAUUAAGCAAUAUUAAUUAAACAGAUCAAAGAACUAUGAUGUUGGAUCGUGGAAUAUUUAUCUUGACAAGAAAUUAUCUACAUGCUAAAAUAGGGAGCAUAAGUACAAGGGCUAUAGCUCAGUUGGUAGAGCACCUCGUUUACACGCGCGCCAAUGUUUUUCAGGGGAGUCCAUCAUGCAAUCAAAAGAAUUAAUCUUUUUGAUAAAUCGAUGUCUUACUCUAUGACUUUAUAGGAAACAAAACAAGAGAACAAUAGCCUGACAAUAAGUUCUAGUUUGGUCCGAUUUAAGUUAAGUGUCCGUUUAGUUACCAUUACCAAACAGAACCCAUUAUUGAUUUGAGAUAUUGAUAGGGUAAAUACCCAGCCUAUUAAAUGCUAGGCAUAAUGAGUAUAAGGGCCUCAAAAAAUCUCUUUUCGUCCUAUGAACUUUAAGGUGUAUGAAGUUUCAUAUUGGAUUCGUUAAUCCGAACGAUAGAGACUCCAUUUAAUUUUUCAAUUGAUCUAGGCCAAAGGCAGACCUACGUCAAUAUAACUCUUCUUUGAAACACUUUGGUAGUGCUUUUGAAUCAAAAUUCAAAUAAAUAAUGAAUCGGAGCACAUGGAACCAUUUUCUUUCUAUCAAGAAAAAAUAUGGUGGACUAACUGGUAUUUAUAUCAGUUAAUGAAAGAGCCCAAUGCAAAAAAAAAUGCAUGUUGGGUCUUUGAAACAGUUCAAAUCAUUUUGCGAAUAAUAAGUUUGAUCUGUUUUACCGAGAAGGUCUACGGUUCGAGUCCGUAUAGCCCUAGUAAAUUUAUAUACUAGCGAAUGAAUAUUAAUAAUUCAUUCCAACCUAAUCAACUAUAAUUGAAUGGAAUAAAUAGAUCGAGGAACACCCUAUUUAACUGUGAUAUGAUUUGUUUAAUAGAAUUUAAUUUGUAUCCAAGCCUCGGUUUGAAAAAGUCUCUUUGCCAACGUUUCAUCGGCAAAGAGACUUUUUGUCUUUAUAUACCUUACCUAUCAAAGCGCAAAACAAGUAGUCUUUUCUUUCCUUAUACAAUCAAUAGAAAUACUCUGUCGGAAUUAGAAUUAAAUAAACUAUACCAACAUAAUUCCAAUUCUAAAAUCGAAAUUCUUCAACAUUCUCUUACACGAGAAUUCUCUAUUAUAAAUAAUAUAUAAAUAAUAUAAAUAAAAAAAGCGGAAAGAAAGAAAAAAAUUCCAAAUUGAAUUAUGAUUUUUUUCCGGUUCAAUCUUUUCUUUCUUUAGUUAUAUAAAAUCGAGGUGAAAGUGAGAAAGUUUUAUUUGUAUAUAUAAGAUAAGAACAAUAGAAUAAUUCUAUAAUAUAGAAUAAAAAUUACAAGUGGAAUGGAAAACAAAACAGAAAUAAGAUUCGAGUCAAUCACUCUUGAAACGAAACACAUCCCGCAGUAAACAAACGUAACUCGGUUGGUUAGGCGGUUCACUCAAAAUAAAUUGUUGUUUUAACUAAAAGAGUUAGAGUUAUAGAUAAU
This is a messenger RNA of Amaranthus tricolor (Joseph's coat), 3983 nucleotides long. RefSeq names its product ATP synthase subunit beta, chloroplastic-like. The transcript has 2 exons. Gene Ontology annotation, biological process: proton transmembrane transport; proton motive force-driven mitochondrial ATP synthesis. The record is from RefSeq and is a predicted model, not a curated record. NCBI's taxonomy places the organism in Eukaryota, Viridiplantae, Streptophyta, Magnoliopsida, Caryophyllales, Amaranthaceae. Gene Ontology annotation, cellular component: chloroplast thylakoid membrane. Gene Ontology annotation, molecular function: proton-transporting ATP synthase activity, rotational mechanism; ATP binding; ATP hydrolysis activity. The coding region runs from base 388 to 2220 and encodes 610 amino acids.